Messenger RNA from Melanotaenia boesemani (Boeseman's rainbowfish), 1397 nucleotides. It is a transcript of the gene mapda, whose product is annotated as adenosine deaminase-like. The record is from RefSeq and is a predicted model, not a curated record. Gene Ontology annotation, molecular function: adenosine deaminase activity. Gene Ontology annotation, biological process: inosine biosynthetic process; adenosine catabolic process. The coding region runs from base 29 to 1243 and encodes 404 amino acids. The transcript has 10 exons. Lineage: Eukaryota; Metazoa; Chordata; Actinopteri; Atheriniformes; Melanotaeniidae.
UUUACAUGUUACCAUAAAUAAAAAGUUAAUGAAGACUCGCUGCUUUAGUAGCGGAACUUCAUGCACCAAAGAAGCAGGGGAAUAUUUCUUUGUUGCACGAGGUGGUGCUCUGGGAAAAUGUAGACUGAACACAACAGGUUGUAUUCAGAACAUUACUGAGGACCCCCGCAGACCAGCUGAGGUUGUGUUUUACUUUGUGAUGGAUAAUGAUGCCUUCUUUUAUCGGGAGCUGCCAAAGGUGGAGCUUCACGCGCACCUCAACGGCUCAGUCAGCUUUCAAACCAUCGAGAAGCUCAUCAGUAGGAAACCGCAUCUCAACAUCGAGCACAGCAUGACAGCCAUAGGCAAGGGCCAGCGGAGGACUCUGGAUGAAUGUUUUGAAGUGUUUAAGGUAAUCCAUAAAUUGGUGGACACGGAGGAAGAUAUCCUGAUGGUGGCUACAGAUGUUAUCAAGGAGUUUGCAGCUGAUGGUGUUAGAUACUUAGAGCUCAGAAGUACGCCGAGAGAAGAGAACGAUACAGGGUUAACAAAAAAGAGCUAUAUUGAGACUGUCAUCAAAGCCAUUCAGCAGUGUAAAAAUGAAGGAGUGGACAUUGAUGUCAGGUUUCUGGUGGCCAUCGACCGCAGGAAUGGGACUGAGGUUGCCAUGGAGACAGUGAAACUGGCAGAGGAGUUUAUGCUGUCCUCUGAUGGUUUAGUGGUGGGAAUUGACCUCAGUGGAGAUCCAACGGUGGGCCAUGGGAAAUACUUUCUUCCUGCCUUAGAGAGGGCCAGAAACUGUGGACUGAAGUUGUCACUGCAUCUUUCCGAAGUUCCAUCACAGCAGGAGGAGUCAGACCUGCUGUUGAAUCUUCCUCCGGACAGGAUCGGUCAUGGAACCUUCCUACACCCUGAAGUGGGAGGCUCUCAAAGCCUUGUGGAUAAAGUGGUGAAAAACAUUAUACCACUGGAGCUUUGCUUAACAUCAAAUGUUAAAGGGCAAACUGUGCCGCAUUACUCCAAACAUCACUUCAAAUACUGGUACCAGUUGGGACAUCCAUGUGUCCUUUGUACUGACGAUAAAGGAGUUUUUUGUACAGACUUGUCUCAGGAAUAUCAGCUGGCUGCAUCCACUUUUGGUCUCACCCAUAAGGACAUGUGGAAGCUUUCUCAGCAGGCCAUAGACUGUAUCUUUGCAGGAGAAGCUGUGAAACAGCGGCUCAGACAGCGGUGGAAUGAUUUACAUCUUCAGGUGUUUAACUGAUCUGUGCAGCAAGGCUUAAAGCCGAUCAUAUACCUCGGGUUUUGGUUUAAAAAACCACUUAACUUUUACAAAUCAUUUAUGGAAAUGAUCAAUCUACAAAGAAACUGUAAAAAUACAGUGAACUGUCUGACAGAAGUAAAAGAUACUUAUUUAA